This is a messenger RNA of Coniophora puteana RWD-64-598 SS2, 583 nucleotides long. RefSeq lists its product as uncharacterized. The record is from RefSeq and is a predicted model, not a curated record. The coding region runs from base 131 to 475 and encodes 114 amino acids. The transcript has 2 exons. Lineage: Eukaryota; Fungi; Basidiomycota; Agaricomycetes; Boletales; Coniophoraceae.
CCCGCAACCGCCUACGGCACUCCCCAUUGGUUUUGAUGAGGACGUUCCUAUUCCCUACAUUGAUGAUUACUCCACGUCCUGCUCUUCGGAAUGUACUCUGCGUGAUACGCCCGAGCGUUCCCCCACUCCAAUGACCGCUUCGCGUUCGGUGAAGAGGGAGCGAUCGCAGUCGCAGUCCCUGCACGACUCUAACUCCGUCACUUCAUGUGACUCCGACGGCGAUGGCUUGCCACAAGCCAAGCGAAGGAGAGGUGGUUAUGUAUGCGGACUUGAUGGGUGCAAACGUGUGUGCGGCACUGCGGGCGACCUCCGGCGGCACCAUCAGUCGCUCCGGCAUGGGCCCCCCGAGUUUCGGUGUUUGGCUUGCAAGCAAACGUUCACGCGCCUUGACGCGCUCAGGCGCCAUCUUAAACUGAAAGCGGCUUGCAGACGGGUGCAUAAUCGCCUGGAAGCGCAAGCUGUUACUAUCAGCUAGGUCUGUUAUGAAAAGGUUUCGUUAUGUAUCCUUAUGCUUACUUAUAGUCUAACAUAUGAUAAUCUAUGUAAUUUAUGCUACGUUCUUGAAGUCCCAUUGUUGAAACGC